CUGUCGUUGUUUAAUUUGCGAAUCAACGGAUUACUUGUUUCCGGUGUUGACUAAUGAUCCUUAUUAGGAAAAUAUCCUUAAUCCUUCAGUUACGCAAUAGCUUUCACUGAGUAUACUUUGAUAAUAUUUCUAAAGGAUUAAAUAAAAAAUGGACACCGGAAUAAUAUAUGAAUACCAACACAAGAAGUUCGACUUGAUGAGGAAACGAAGUCGGGAAGACAAAUGUAUUUCAACAACAAAUUCUACUUCAUCAAUAACUGAAUUUUCAAUAGAAUCAAUUUUAAACCACAAUCCGCCAAAACGAAGAAAAGUUAAUCAACCAUUACAACUACAAUUAUUACCAACACCAGUUUUUGUACCAGGAUCAAAAUCUGUCUUUUCAUCCAUCCCAUUUUAUUCAACAAAAAUGCUGCUUCCAUUGAAUGGAAUAAUAUUCACCGCUGGUAACAGAAUUACCAUUAAAUCGGAACCACUUGAUUAUUCAGUCAAUACUCAUCAAGAAUCUUCGAUUAAAACCGAACCUCAACCAACAUUAAGUGAAAUCAAGAAUGAGCAGCUAUCGAUAGAAGAAGAACUCAUGGAACUUCAGCAAACCUUAACAAUACCAUCACAAACCUACGAGACUAUUUGUAAAUAUCGAGGCAAUAUGGCACGAAAAUUCCCAAACAAACAAAGAAGCUGCAAGGAACAAUCACGAUUGGAGAAAAACAAUUAUUCAGUUCGAAAAAAUCGAAGAAUUCAAAAAAUCCAACACGUUGCUACCGAAGAGGAAUACAAGUUAUACAAGAAGACGAGUUUACAAAUGGAAGAAUAUGCAAUUAGAGCAGCAGCUUAUUUUAAGGAAUUAAUGAAACUAACGGACAAAAUUAAUUCAGAUGUUAUUGUAAUAGAUUAA
Molecule: messenger RNA, 895 nt
Organism: Episyrphus balteatus (marmalade hoverfly)
Lineage: Eukaryota; Metazoa; Arthropoda; Insecta; Diptera; Syrphidae
Exons: 2
Coding region: 149-895 (248 amino acids)
Source: RefSeq, a predicted model, not a curated record